Molecule: messenger RNA, 2788 nt
Organism: Lineus longissimus
Lineage: Eukaryota; Metazoa; Nemertea; Pilidiophora; Heteronemertea; Lineidae
Exons: 4
Coding region: 219-1919 (566 amino acids)
Biological process (GO): signal transduction
Molecular function (GO): protein binding
Source: RefSeq, a predicted model, not a curated record
AAAAGUUCAACGAAUAUUGUAGGUAAGGAGGUGAACGAUACAUAGAUAUAUGACUUAGUGAGAGGCUAUUCAGUUGUAAACAUAAACACGGUUGAUCCGCGAAAGCUGCUGAGGGCCAAUCCAAGUCUGUUACAUUUGCCGAAUAAAUUCGGUGUAUGUAUGCAGCUAGAGGAAGAGGAGCUCGGUCGAUCUUUCUGCGCUGAGUGGACACGAGGAUUAUGUCACGAAUACAAGUCGACGAUCAUCACAAGGCAUUUGCUGCCUCGGCCCCACUCCUCACCAACCACUGGAGGACUUUGCUCAAGAAGCUUGGCGUGACCCAAACAGAUAUCCAGGAGGUCGCCAACUUACAUCGACACAGGCGGCCUGACGAAGUGGUGCACCAAGCGUUGAUUAAAUGGCAGGAAAUAAUCAUGGAAGAUGCCACCCUCGAUACUCUCAUAAAUGUCUUAAAUGAAAUGAAUCUGGUGGACGCAGCAGAAACGGUCCGCUUACACAAGAAGCAGCAGGAGAAACCAUCUGUCGUCAUCGAACGUAUGGAACAUGUGCAAAAAGGAGAUGCGAGAAACUUCAUGGCCCAGGUUGACCGGGAUACUCGACUCAAGGAACAGCCCAUGCCAGAGCCUGAAGCUCUGCCCCUGCCGAUGACGAGGCAGAGAGAUGCAAGUCCUGUGUUUGACCCGUCCUUGUUAUCACCGCACUACAGACCCAGCCAGCGCGACAGACCCAGCCAGCGCGACACACCCCGCCAUCGCGGUAUCGACAUGAUCAGCAUAUCCACAGCGAUUGACAUACCCACGGAGAGGAUCCGAGGAAACUUUGGCUCCAUUGUGCCAAGAGUACGAAGCGCAGAAACUUCAAUACUUCCUGCACCCAGUACAAUUGGCUCCAGUGCCAGUCACUACCAAGUACAACAUGCACCCAUGUUGUCGUAUAGCGAAAUAGGCACACCCAUAUCUGUAAGGACUCUCCAAGUUCGUGGGACCCCGCCGGCUGAGGAGGAACCGGUCAAAAUCUUCGAUUAUAACUAUGUUUCGUCUCUCAUCUCACCUCUUCAGCAGUUCAAACGAGAGCCCCGGUAUGGCGGCAUCACCUUUCUUGAAGACAGCAGCAUUGCUCUUCUCGACAAGGCCAACUCGCAGAUCGAGAUUCACGAAUGUCAGAGAAUAUUCGACGGGAAGAGGUUUGCAUUUCGGCGGGCGUUUAAGAUCCCCCAAGGCAGGAAUUCAAAACUUAGUGGCAUUGCUGCUCAUCAGAAUGUGAUAAUUGUGUUGGAUGUUGGCGACCGGUGCCUCAAGUUCUUCACCGCAAAAGGACAACAAGCUGGCUCGAUAAAGUUUCGCCACCAACCAAAAUGUAUCGCGUUGAGAGACAGCAGAGCUGCGAUUGCAUUCUGGAACCCAAAUGUCAAAAGGGGCAGCAUUGUAACCUACAGGGUUAAUAUCAAAACGGACAAAACAGGCCAGAAGACAUUCUCCUUGUUUUUGCCGAACUCAAUUGCUGGUGUGACUAACAACUAUUCGGAUAUCGCAAUAACGGAGGAGCAAGAAGUGGUGUCAAUGACAGUGGAUGGACGCUUGGUCUUAUUCGGGUUCAAAUCUCAGCUCUCUUCGACCUACGUCUGUCAGGCGGUUGCAGACUGCACUGAUCUGCGCUGUGUCCGCUAUUCAAAAGAUGGUGUACUUGUCUGUAAUGGCUACAGGGAUACUUUAACUCAGAUUCCUUUGACAGGGAAGGACCCUUCCCGGGCUUUUGAUACCAAGAACAGCCGCCCAAUCCUCAAUGAAGAGGAUGGCAUCAAUGGUGUGAAAGGAUUCGCAGUCUUUGAGAAAGACAAUGAUAUUGCUGUUAUAAACAAUUUUGGGAGCCAGGUUCAUAUGUAUGGCAAUAGAAAGAUUGAGUACAAGGAAAAACAAUAGCGUAAGAAUUCACCCUAAGACUGAUUUUGACCUAGUUGUUAUCGGAACUUUGAUAAUAAGAAAAACCGAUCUCCUCUAUCCAAUUAACAAAAAAGGUGCGCUGUUAUCAAGAAAUUUACGCUAUUUGUCUGCCUCUAUUGAAUUACCUUCAACAUUCGCUGAGUUCCGAAAGCAGACUUUGACCGGAACUAUAACCCUAAGUUACAGGCCUUCAGUCCGUCAACGCGCGAUGGGGACGAACGCUUUUUUCCAGGAUGAUAUUUGAGACUGAUUGAAAGUGUUUUCCAGGGUGAUUUUUGAGACUGAUAGAAAACCUGUCAUUAUAACAAUUGCACUAUAGGAUUAUUAUCAGGUUGAGUAAUACAAUGACAUUAUUAUAAGUCGUAUUCCGCAAGACUAUUGUAGGAUGACUUUUAUUCAAGGAGAACUUGUAUUUCCAUCACAUUGGUAUUGUAAACCGGCACAUUUUUCGCGAGUGCAUUUUUUACAAUUUCGAAAAUAACAAUCGCGAAAAUAUAUCUUUCUAAACGAAAAACGACGGCAAGAAUAUUUGGCGUUUUCAGAAGCCAGGCAAUUUGGAGCUUGGAAAGUUUCAAUAAAUAUCUUUAAUCGUGUUCUCCAUCAAAUUCAUAAAGCGCUUCAGGUUUGGACCUACGUUUAAGCACUAAUCGGUCUCGGAUUUAGUACAGAUUGAGACCCGCCAGUGCGGUUUCAAUUCCAUAAACUUACGUUUGGCGACAUCACUGACCCUCUUUAGUGGCCCUAUAAUAUAAACGACAUGUAUGACGAAAGAAUAUGUAUGGACAAACGCUGCGUGCUGCUGUGCGUCGACCAAUUUUUUUUGCUGUAAAUGAAAAGAAUUAAAAUUA